UAAUUUGUCAUACAAAAACAACAAGAAAAACAACAAAAACACAACAACGCAGCUUUUGACUGGACUGGAAAUAAGUUUGUGGAUACCUGAAAAGCCGAACUUUUGUGGCGAAAGUGAAAUAAGGUGUAACAGUCUCACGUCUGUACUACCUCCUUUUAAUGAUGGAGGAAAAAGAAGACACUUCACAGAAACUGAAAACAGAGGCAGAGGACUCUAACAUGGGUGAAGCACCAAAGAAAACUCGCAUUGACCUCUCAUCCCUGCCUACUCGACAGUACCUGGACCAGACAGUUGUGCCCAUUUUAAUUCGAGGCUUAACUACCCUCUCUAAAGAAAGGCCAGCAGAUCCUAUAAGCUUCCUAGCCUCCUAUUUAAUGAAGAAUAAGGCCCAAUUUGAGUCUGCAUCAUCAGCUUCAGCUGUGUCAGCCCAACCAUCCACAUCAGCAACAUGAAGCCAUUUUAUGAUUUUCCAUAUUUAUGUACCAUACAAUUGGCUGUGUAUCAGAGGACCAGGACUACUAGAGAAAGCUUUUUACCUUGUACAAAUCAUUCAGAAGUUUUGUAAUGCUUAUUACCACUUGUCCUUGUUCAUUCAUUCUGGUUUGAUUUGUUUUAAAAAAUCAUUCUAUGAUUGAAAGUGUGGUUUAUUCCCUCACUACCUCAAAACUCCUCCAUGUUCUGAUUUUUGUUCAUGCUUAAUUGAAUGAAUUAAACUUUCCUUCAGGAAGAAAAUUGUAUUAAAGUGACUGUUAUGUUUUCUACUUUGGAGUUUGCAUGUGACUUAGAUAUAGUUUUCUCAGGAAGUAAAAUGUUGAGCAACUCGA
Molecule: messenger RNA, 824 nt
Organism: Thrips palmi
Lineage: Eukaryota; Metazoa; Arthropoda; Insecta; Thysanoptera; Thripidae
Product: protein dpy-30 homolog
Exons: 4
Coding region: 159-452 (97 amino acids)
Cellular component (GO): Set1C/COMPASS complex
Source: RefSeq, a predicted model, not a curated record